GAUUUUUCAAAAUUGCAAUAUCUAACGUCUGAUUUUAUUUUUUUAGUUAAUUUUUUAAUUUAUUGAUGAAGCGAUUUUGAGAAUAGGAGAAGUGAUUUUCAAACCUACAGUCUGCCUUCUCAGCAUUGGAAAAGUUUUCGAGGGAAAUCAAUUUUACGAUAAGCAUAACCAAUGAUGAGCAACACGAACACCUUCAUGCUGGUUGCCAGAAGAGUUCUUACCAAUAUCCAGAGCCGAACUCUGAGAUGCCCUUGCUUCUGUUCUCAAUCCUCUUCGUCUUCUCCUUCUGCGCUGAACAAUAAGCUCUUUGUUGCAGGGUUGUCGUGGUCAAUGGACGAGAGAUCCUUGAAAGAUGCGUUCUCUUCCUUUGGGGAGGUUACUGAAGUCAGAAUAGUGUAUGAUAAAGACUCAGGUCGAUCCAGAGGCUUUGGAUUUGUAAACUUUACAAAUGAAGAUGAUGCACAAUGUGCGAAAGAUGCAAUGGACGGAAAGGCCUUAUUAGGGCGACCAUUGAGGAUAAGCUUUGCCCUUGACAAGGUUCGUGGUGGACCUGUUGUCGUUCCUCGACUUUCAAAUGUCGGCAAUGUUGUGGGCCAGAAAUCUUGAAGCUCUUGGUGAAUACUAGACAAGAAGGAACCAACAGUGUGGAGAACCUCAAGUUUGGAUUGUUGAAUAAAGCCAAAAGAGAUACAAAAUUAGCUUUAUUGCUUGUAAGCUCUUAUGCCGACAUAUAUUGAAAUAAAUGAGGCAACAUAAUGCUUUGUAACACUACUUAUGGUCUUUCUUUUACUGGUCAUGAUAGAUAAUUGAUAUUUCACCUUCUUUUUUUUUUUCAGAAAUCUCGGUUUCCAUGUUUGUACUAUCCUUGUCUAGUUCAUUAGAUUUAUUUGAUUUGUGACAUGCUAUGUUCCCCUCUUCAUUCCCAAGUAAAGACGGAUGGUGAACUUGAAUUU
Molecule: messenger RNA, 953 nt
Organism: Momordica charantia (bitter melon)
Lineage: Eukaryota; Viridiplantae; Streptophyta; Magnoliopsida; Cucurbitales; Cucurbitaceae
Product: glycine-rich RNA-binding protein 4, mitochondrial
Molecular function (GO): RNA binding
Source: RefSeq, a predicted model, not a curated record